AUAAUUUAUAAUAACAACAAAGCGUCAAAGCGUGCAAUUUUAAAAAUUGUUGUAAUUCACAUUCUAGAUUCUACAAGUUAAUUUAUAAUACAAUACCUACUUGAAUUGAGUUACUGAAUAGAUUUCUAGUUUUGUCUGUUUUAAUAGUUUAAAGUCCUGUUUAUUUCAUGUGAAAAACAAAGUGUAAUACUCCUCAAGUUGCUUUAUAUUGUUAAACUUAACUUUGUUUGUUUAAAGUAUCUAACAUGGAUUGGAUGUACGAUGGUACACGAAUACAAAAAGACGACUAUCUUUUGGGGAAGAAAAUUGAUAAAAAAUAUGGCGAAAGCGCAGAUAAUGAUUCAAUUUUACCACCUAAAAUAUGCUCGACAGAUAAAUUUUCUCAAGUAGAUUUGACAAAAAAGAUUUCAGAAGAUCCAUUGGUAAAUAUUAAAAAGCGGGAAAUUGAAGUUGCACAAAAAAUUCUUCAAAAUCCAAUGCUCCUGAAAAAACAAAAAAAAAUUCAAGAAGAAAAACAUACUAUUGAUGAUCAUCAGCUAGAUAUGAUAUUAGUUAGCCGUUUGAAAUCAUAUGAAAAAGCUGGAUUAGAUCUUGCAAAGAUACUGUCUAUUACUAAGCACAAAGAAAAAAAAGAACAUAAAAGAAAAAACAAGUCAGAUCAAUCCAGUUCUGAAGAAGAUAAAAAAAAUGUCAAUCAUGAAAAAUUGACAAGUAAGAAAAAUAAACAUUUACAAAGAUCUGGCAGUUUUGAACGAGAAGACAAGAAACAAAAUGAUAAAAAAUCUCUCAAAUAUGGAGAUAAUAAGCCAAAAUACAAUAAAAAUAAAAGAGAAAGAAAGACGUCAAUUUCAUCUUCAGAUGAUGAAGUUUCUUCUAAGAGAAAUAAAUUAACAAAUGAAUAUAAACAUCAUAAGAAUGAUAACCAAAAACAUAAAGAUCAUCAAAGAAAACAUAGAUCAGUUAGUACUGAUGAUAGAGAACAUAGUUUUCGAAAUAAUAAAAAUAAAAGAAAUGAACGGGACAGAUCUAUCUCGGAAGAAAAAUAUGAACAAAAUUAUAAAACUUCCAAAAAUAAACAUAGAAAUAAUCAUAACGAUAACGAUAAUUACAAAAAGUAUAGUGAUGAUAUGAAAAAAGACAGAAAAUAUAAAGAGCAAGAAUCUAAAAGUAGAGAGAAAAGACAUGAUAAUAAAAAGAAACAAACAUUAAGUUCAGACAGAGAACUGGAACAUAAAAAACCAAACAGUACUUCUGAACAUGAUAAAUAUAAGACUAAAAGUAAUAACCAUAAUCAUAGAUCAAAUAGUUCUGAUAAAGAACACAAAUCAAAAGUAUCUAAAGAUUCAAUAAAUAAGCGUUAUACAAAUUUGAAUAGUCAAAGGAGUAGAUCAUCAGAGAGUCCCCCAAAAGGGAACAAACAUCACAAAACAAAUGAAAUUAAAAAAGAUAAAAACAAACGAAAGUCUAGUAGUUCAUCAAGUUCAUCAAGUUCAGAUAGUGAUAGAAAGAAUGAUAAUGCAGUGAAACAGAACUCCAAACAUCGACAUAGUUCAGAAGUUCAAUCAGAUAGUGAUAAAGAUGAACACAAAGGAAACAAGAAUUAUGGAUUAUAUGUACCUAAUGGUAAAAUUGUAAGAAAAUCAUCUAUUAGUCCGACACCCGUAAAAGAGAAAAAAAAUUCAAGUAUUGUUCCACCCAAACCACCACCUGCCAAGAAAAGGAAAUUGACUGAAAAAGAAAUGGAGAAAAUGAGAAUAGAAAUGAUGGAAAAUGCUAAAAUUAGAGAUAAAGAACGCUCUUCUAAUGUAAAACGUUACAGAAAAGAAGACAAAAAAGAGGAAGAAAAACAAAAACCAUAUAAUAAGGACUUUUUAAUAAAACAAUUGGCACAUGCAGCUUCACAAGUUAGUGUUGAAAGAAGUAUCAAGUCAAAUGUCAAUAAACUACAAAAAAAUAAUAAUAGUAUUGCUGAUUAAUUUUGUUUACCUAUUUGUAUGCAAGUUAUCAAUAUUGUUUUUUUAAAUUAACAUUUUAUCGAGCAUUUUAUUGAAUUCAUUAUAGUUUAAAAUGUAUUUUUGUGUAAUAAUUUUUUUUAUUAUUUUGAUUAUGUACUAAAUUUAAAAAAUGUUAUUGUUAAUGUCAAUUAAAGUUAAUUUGAUUUGUUUACUUUGUAGUCACUUAAUGUGAAUUAAAAAUACAUGUAUUUGCAUCUGACUUUGAAUUAACUUAAAAGGAUGUCAGUAAAACUAUUUUCUUUCUGAGCCAUGUGCGCUAUAGCAAAUUUGUGUUCAUCAAAACAAAUCUUGUGAUGUAAACUUUGAUAUGAGUAAAUUUGUUAAAAAAAAAUCGAACUAUUAUUAAACUUUAAGCGGAGAACAUAUUUGUAUUUAAGUGUUACAUUUUAUAUGAACUUUGAUUUUUCUAUCAUAUACAAGUAUUUUUAGAUUGUAAGAUUUUACAUAUUAUUACUUGAAUGAAAAUUGAAAUAUUGUAAAAAACCCUAUCUAGAAAUAUAAGUAAUUUUCCUAAGUUUGAUAAUAAAUGAAUAACUGAUUGGUAAUAACUUAAUUUACUUCAUAGACAUGAAAAUAUAAAAUACUAUAGUUCUGUAACAUAUUUAUGGUUCACUUCAAUAUUAAAGCUAAUAACAUUUAAUUGAUUCUGCUUGGUACACAUUUUGUCGUAAAUGGUUAGUCAGAGAAAACAAAUAGUGCGCUAACAUUCAAAUGUCUUAUGUUCGAAUGACAUUAUUAUUUUGUCCUGUAUAUUUUAAAGUAAUUUUCACGCAUUGUCUAUUAAUAUAAGAAAAAUAUCAGUUAGUAAAAAAAAUGUUAAUAUAUACAUUUAAAAUCAAAAUGUAUAAUGUCAUUAAACUACUUUUAUAAUAUUA
This is a messenger RNA of Aphis gossypii (cotton aphid), 2890 nucleotides long. Its product is annotated as pre-mRNA-splicing factor CWC25 homolog. The coding region runs from base 246 to 1976 and encodes 576 amino acids. Gene Ontology annotation, cellular component: U2-type spliceosomal complex. Gene Ontology annotation, biological process: mRNA splicing, via spliceosome. The transcript has 5 exons. NCBI's taxonomy places the organism in Eukaryota, Metazoa, Arthropoda, Insecta, Hemiptera, Aphididae. The record is from RefSeq and is a predicted model, not a curated record.